AUGGACGGACCAUCCCAAGAAUCUGACACAGAUACUGGUAGCACUGGUGAAGCUGCUGAGGCCGAUCAUCCGUUGCCCACAUCUACUACGAAUGCCAGUCCUACUACUAGUACAGCUCAUAAUGUCGCCACUGGAAGUGCCAUGUUGGCAGAAGAAAAACGACACAUUGCAUAUCCCAAAAAACGCACAUCAGGUGCCCAGCCAGCAGUGCCGCAAGCUGCCAACACCACUGCCAAUGCAAGUGCCCUCUUGGCACAAGAAAAGCGACGCAUUGCUUAUCCAAAAAGUAGGUCGGGAACUGCAGUGCAUGUACCUACAGAAGUUCCUACCGAAGUUCAUCAAGAGAACCAGAUGAUGGCCAAUACCACCAAAGCUGCUGAGGCCAGCGCCCUCUUGGCAGAAGAAAAGCGACACAUUGCUUAUCCAAGAAGUGAUACAUCUAAUCGUAAGAACAGACCCAGCAUCAAUCAAGGAGAUUGGUCUGGCCCUACGACUGCCGUCAAUUAUUCUCCUCUCCUACAAGCUGAAAAAGGAGCUAUCAUAUAUCCAAGAGGAGAAACAAACAGAACUGUUAACACAGUGCUGCUGACCAGCAGUACAAUCACAACUGUGCCUCCACUGAAAGAUAGCGUAGUUGCCUCCCAGCGAAGCCACGAAGCUUCUCCAUCAGCCAUUGAGCAGCAGGACCACCAGAAGGAACAAGAAACAGUGAGCGAUAUGUUGAGCAAUAGUGCGCAUAGUGAGGCCAACCGAAAUGAUGUCGUCGACGCUAACACUAACACCAUCGCGGCUCCCGAGCAUACCGGUACAGUACAACAUGAUGACAAUUUUGGAAUUAUGCCUUUGCCUAGAUUGGAACGGACUACUGCCAACAGAAGGGCCCAAGUACAACCGGGAGCCUACGCAGAUGGAGGAAAUUUUCAAGCAACAGAGGAGAAUUUGGAAACAGCAGAGACAUACAUUGAACCAGAUACUACGCAGCCACCGACAAUCGAACCAGAAUAUGAUAAUAGCGGCUUGGCUGUGGCCAAUUUGGUAGCAGAAGAUGAAACAACCGAUCAUCAGGAUCUCCCCCAGGCUCAAGAUUAUAAUCCAGACAACAUCAACCACACCAGAGAAGAAAAAAUGAAGCAAUUCAAAACCAAGGUCUUCUUGGGAGUCAUUUUCUUGUUGGCCAUUAUUCUCAUUUUGGUAGCCAUUGUGACACCUUCAAAGAAACAGGAUAAUCUUGUCCCAACAAUCUCACCUAUCUCUGCAAUUCAGGAGGUCCCAGGAUCACCUCAGUCAAGUGCAUUCAGAUGGCUCUUGGAUGAGAUUGACAUUCUACAACACCUUGCGGUACACAGAGUUGUACAACGUUUUGUCCUAGCAACAGUCUAUUUUGCCAACAGUGGCGAUCAAUGGUCCUUUAGUGACAGUUGGCUAAACCACAGUGUUCAUGAGUGCCUUUGGUACUCAAGUUUGGAAGACUAUUAUUCCAUAUUUGCGGAAGGCCUUUUCCUACUGGAUCACAUCAGUCCCUGUGAGCAAGAUCCAGCUGGAUAUCUAGAGGAGGGCAUCUUAUACCAGGGAGAUGGAAUCCUGAAGCAUUUUUGGACGUCCUUUAAUGGCCUGAUGGGGUCAGGUAUUCCACCAGAGCUUUACUUGCUGACUGAACUGAAGAGCUUGGCAUUGGAUGGGUUGAACCUUACCAGCACAAUCCCAGAAGAGCUCUCUGGUCUAUCAAACUUGGAGUAUCUUUCAAUGAUGUAUUGUGGCCUUGAUGGCUCAAUUCCUGAGAUAUUUGGGAGAUUGUCAAAGCUUGAAGUCACCUACUUUGGGUUUAAUUCCUUAACUGGAACUAUUCCUCAAUCCCUGUAUUCCCUUUCCAACUCAAUGAGAGCCAUUCUUCUUACUGAAAACCUGCUUACAGGACAGGUGCCAACAGAACUGGGAUUGCUAACUAAUUUGGAGGGUUUAUCACUUGCAACCAACCUUUUCACCGGGACAAUUCCAACAGAACUUGGGAAAUUAACUGGGUUAGAGUUCUUGUUCCUGAAUAACCUGAUUCUGAGUGGCGCUAUCCCAAAUGAGCUUGCAGGUCUUAAUGACAUGGUACUUCUGCAACUGGAAGUCUCGGGUCUUUCGGGGACAAUCCCCAGGUGGCUUGGCAACAUGACAUCCAUGGAGUCAGUGACACUGGCAUAUAACUCCUUUACUGGGACUAUCCCAACAGAACUUGGCCUUAUACCCAAGCUGUUUAUCCUAUGGCUUGGUGGGAAUGCUUUGUCGGGCACAAUCCCAAGUGAAAUUGGAUCGUGUGAGCAAAUGCUUGUGUUUCUCUUGCAUACGAACAACCUGACAGGAACCAUUCCUACAGAGCUGGGACAGUUUACUGAGGGUUUCUUCCAGUUUUGGCUACAUGACAAUGAUUUGACUGGAACGGUGCCCCCGGAGCUUGGCAAUGUUUCGUUCCCUCCACCAUAUGGUCAGGUCUAUUUGCAUGGAAAUGAUCUUUCUGGCAUUAUCCCUGAGAGCUUGUGUUCUGCCAACGACCUUACUUUUGACUGCAGCAGCCAGCUCUGUGGAUGUGACUUGUGCAACUGCUCUGGCAAUAGAACAUCACUGAUACUGGAGAGUGAGACUGCCAAUGAAGAUGGUCAGGUACUGAGUAAGGCAAACCAAACUGAGGGGAACCAAACUGAACCCUGA
Seminavis robusta is the source of this 2691-nucleotide messenger RNA. The record is from the annotation of a GenBank genome assembly. Lineage: Eukaryota; Bacillariophyta; Bacillariophyceae; Naviculales; Naviculaceae.